This is a messenger RNA of Pocillopora damicornis (cauliflower coral), 621 nucleotides long. RefSeq names its product meiosis-specific protein MEI4-like. Gene Ontology annotation, biological process: spermatogenesis; DNA recombination; homologous chromosome pairing at meiosis. Lineage: Eukaryota; Metazoa; Cnidaria; Anthozoa; Scleractinia; Pocilloporidae. Gene Ontology annotation, cellular component: lateral element. The record is from RefSeq and is a predicted model, not a curated record.
AUGUGGAUUACGCUUGUGACUACUGGAGAAAUCUCUGACAGUAUUGCAAAUGAACAUGCUCCCAUGAGAAAGAAACGAGUUCUUGAAAGAGAUGCUGUCACAGUGAUCAAAAGAAAGCCCAAUGAUUUGAAAGUGAAACCAUAUGUCAGUGGACUUUUAGAGCAACUGCAGUUGCAGGAUGGCAAUUGGAACAAGAAGGUACUGAAGCAGCAGGAGAAGUUGCUUGAGUGUCAGCAGGAAUGGAUGUCAAAAAUUUUACCACUAGAUAUGGAUUUGGUUGCAGAUGCAGAUAUAGCAACAUUCAGAGAAGAAUGCGUUUCCUUAAGCAAAUUCCAAACGCAUGAAAGAUACAUGUAUAUGAUGAAGAACGUUAUUUUGCAGCGCAAGAGUGUAGAAAAUCCUUCUUGGUCACUAAAGGAAGAAUCCAUUCUUUUGUGGAACACUCUUCUCGGUACGAUUGAAUAUCUAACCAUGGUAAUUCAAGAUAGAGAGCCUUCGUUGCCAUUUCCAAAAGGGAUGUACCUUGCUUGCAUUAGGAAAAUUCAAGCGUUUACUUGCGGACUUUAUUAAUGCCACUUGUUCUGCUGUGGAUCAUAGAAGAGCUGCUACUUGAAAUAUUCC